Molecule: messenger RNA, 2402 nt
Organism: Salvelinus namaycush (lake trout)
Lineage: Eukaryota; Metazoa; Chordata; Actinopteri; Salmoniformes; Salmonidae
Product: methionine synthase-like
Exons: 8
Coding region: 129-989 (286 amino acids)
Source: RefSeq, a predicted model, not a curated record
GACCGAGGAAAGUGAUUUAUGGACAUUGAGUUGACAAGCAGCCGCCGGCAGGGUCAGUGUGGGUUGCUCGUCAGGCACUUUUUGUUCCUUUGCAGUUAUAACAACCAACAGAAGAAGAAUUACAAGCCAUGGCGCCUACAAUAUAUGAGAGUUCAACAAGAAAAGGUAGUGGCCCUAGCAGACCUUCCCUAGAGGCUGAGCUCAGGGAGCUGUUAGGCAAGAGGAUCAUGAUACUAGAUGGAGGGAUGGGCACCAUGAUCCAGGAGAGGCGAUUGGAGGAGGAACACUUCAGGGGGGAGGAGUUUAAAGACCACACCCACAGCCUGAAGGGCAACAACGACCUGCUGAGCAUCACCCAGAGUGAUGUCAUCUACAAUAUACACAAGGAAUACCUGCUUGCCGGGGCCGACAUCAUUGAGACAAACACGUUCAGUAGCACCUGUAUCGCCCAAGCCGACUACGGACUGGAACAUUUGGCUUAUCGUAUGAACAAGUUGUCAGCAGAGAUCGCCAGGAAAGCAGCAGAUGACGUCACCAACCAGACAGGUUGUAAGAGAUACGUGGCGGGCGCCAUGGGCCCCACCAAUAAAACCCUGUCUGUGUCUCCCUCGGUGGAAAGACCAGACUUCAGGAACGUCACCUUUGAUGAGCUGGCUGAGGCCUACGCUGAGCAGGUCCGGGGUCUGUUGGAUGGAGGAGCGGAUAUUAUCAUGGUGGAGACCAUCUUUGACACGGCCAACGCCAAGGCAGCACUGUUUGCUAUCGACAAACUGUUUGAAGAGAGCUACGAACCAAGACCUAUAUUUAUAUCAGGCACCAUCGUGGACAGGAGUGGUCGUACUCUCUCAGGACAGAUUGAUUGUGUUUCUAGAUAUCAGGCACCAUCGUGGACAGGAGUGGUCGUACUCUCUCGGGACAGAUUGAUUGUGUUUCUAGAUAUCAGGCACCAUCGUGGACAGGAGUGGUCGUACUCUCUCAGGACAGAUUGAUUGUGUUUCUAGAUAUCAGGCACCAUCGUGGACAGGAGUGGUCGUACUCUCUCAGGACAGAUUGAUUGUGUUUCUAGAUAUCAGGCACCAUCGUGGACAGGAGUGGUCGUAAUCUCUCAGGACAGAUUGAUUGUGUUUCUAGAUAUCAGGCACCAUAGUGGACAGGAGUGGUCGUACUCUCUCAGGACAGAUUGAUUGUGUUUCUAGAUAUCAGGCACCAUCGUGGACAGGAGUGGUCGUACUCUCUCAGGACAGAUUGAUUGUGUUUCUAGAUAUCAGGCACCAUCGUGGACAGGAGUGGUCGUACUCUCUCAGGACAGAUUGAUUGUGUUUCUAGAUAUCAGGCACCAUCGUGGACAGGAGUGGUCGUAAUCUCUCAGGACAGAUUGAUUGUGUUUCUAGAUAUCAGGCACCAUCGUGGACAGGAGUGGUCGUACUCUCUCAGGACAGAUUGAUUGUGUUUCUAGAUAUCAGGCACCAUAGUGGACAGGAGUGGUCGUACUCUCUCAGGACAGAUUGAUUGUGUUUCUAGAUAUCAGGCACCAUCGUGGACAGGAGUGGUCGUACUCUCUCAGGACAGAUUGAUUGUGUUUCUAGAUAUCAGGCACCAUCGUGGACAGGAGUGGUCGUACUCUCUCAGGACAGAUUGAUUGUGUUUCUAGAUAUCAGGCACCAUCGUGGACAGGAGUGGUCGUACUCUCUCAGGACAGAUUGAUUGUGUUUCUAGAUAUCAGGCACCAUCGUGGACAGGAGUGGUCGUACUCUCUUAGGACAGAUUGAUUGUGUUUCUAGAUAUCAGGCACCAUCGUGGACAGGAGUGGUCGUACUCUCUCAGGACAGAUUGAUUGUGUUUCUAGAUAUCAGGCACCAUCGUGGACAGGAGUGGUCGUACUCUCUCAGGACAGAUUGAUUGUGUUUCUAGAUAUCAGGCACCAUCGUGGACAGGAGUGGUCGUACUCUCUUAGGACAGAUUGAUUGUGUUUCUAGAUAUCAGGCACCAUCGUGGACAGGAGUGGUCGUACUCUCUCAGGACAGAUUGAUUGUGUUUCUAGAUAUCAGGCACCAUCGUGGACAGGAGUUGGUCGUACUCUCUCAGGACAGAUUGAUUGUGUUUCUAGAUAUCAGGCACCAUCGUGGACAGGAGUGGUCGUACUCUCUCAGGACAGAUUGAUUGUGUUUCUAGAUAUCAGGCACCAUAGUGGACAGGAGUGGUCGUACUCUCUCAGGACAGAUUGAUUGUGUUUCUAGAUAUCAGGCACCAUCGUGGACAGGAGUGGUCGUACUCUCUUAGGACAGAUUGAUUGUGUUUCUAGAUAUCAGGCACCAUCGUGGACAGGAGUGGUCGUACUCUCUCAGGACAGAUUGAUUGUGUUUCUAGAUAUCAGGCACCAUCGUGGACAGGAGAGGUCGUAC